This is a messenger RNA of Folsomia candida, 8486 nucleotides long. Its product is annotated as serine/arginine repetitive matrix protein 2. The transcript is spliced from 10 exons. Lineage: Eukaryota; Metazoa; Arthropoda; Collembola; Entomobryomorpha; Isotomidae. The record is from RefSeq and is a predicted model, not a curated record. Bases 428 to 8266 code for a protein of 2612 amino acids.
GUCUACUAGUUUAAUAGUAAUAUUUAAGGGUUAUCAGUAGUCAGUAAUAGUCGUGAGUGAUAUAAAUUCUUUGUGAAGUUGAAUUUAUAAUAAUUACGGCAAGAACCCGAAAGAAACAGUGCACAGUACAAAAGGAAUUACUGAAAAACGUUGCCCUUGAUUGAUUAAUUUGUGGCAGUUUGUGCAUGUCAAAGUAAGAUAAGUUACUUAUCAUCGUCAUAAUUAAUAAUUCGUCGUCGGGUUAGCAGUAAUUGUUUCGUACGGGUGUGACUAAAUAAUAAAUGAAAUUGUAGGCUCGUCAACGGAGAUGAACAAGUUCGAUAAGAACGACUGAAUAAUUAAAGUUGAGUGCUGUGCUGUGAUUAUCAAGGAAUCAGUCAGUGCAGGGCAGCGAUAGGAUCAACUUUAAGAUCUCAUCAUCUCCUUUAUGUCAUCCGAUUCCGACUCGUCUUCGUCCUCCACCUCCGUGGGCAAAGUUCCCCUCCCUUCGACCUCGCCACCUCCACGAAUCGACGACAUGUCUCAAAUCCCCAUCCCAGACGCACCUCACCCGCUGGACGAAAUCCCAAUUCCGUUCAACACGGGGAUUAAGAAUCUUCAAGAUGAAAUCCCCCUUCCACCAGAUUAUCCUGACUCGUCGAGAUAUUCUCCAUCUCAAGCCGCCGCGGAGGAUGAGUUGAUAACCUCACCCGGCCAGUGCGAACUCGUUAGCAGCACGGCGACCAAACUAAGCGCUCCUGGCGAAACUCCCGACGUUGUUGUUACCUCUUCCUCCCCAAAAGCUGUGCAAGGGCCAGCUUCCACGAAGUCUUCGUCUUCGUCCUCCUCCGUCACAAAAGUGUUGGACAGAGCGCAAGCUAAAAAGAGAUUGAUGGCAUUUUCCGCUGCGAAAUUACAAGCCGUGUCUACCUCGUCGUCCUCCUCUCGAAAAGGAAACGUGCUGAAAGGCAUCAGUGUUUUCAACCCGAAGGAAAAGAAGCAACAAAGUAGUAGUCAAAUGAAUAUUGAAGCUAUUCGUGAAGAUGAUACCAAAAUUAAGGAAAUUAUUGCGGUCAACAAGAUUUUAAGUGAUAAAUUAAAGCAGGUCAACUCUAUAACGAACAAUAUUCCUAAAUCGGAAACUGAAGGACCGCAACCUCUAAUGGGAUUGGCGAUUACGAACCCAAUCACUGAAAAUAUGGCAGCUAUCCCUCCCCUCAUGCCAAUUAGUGAGCCCACAGUGUCUGAAAGUACGCCGAGUUCGUCCCCAGCAGUUAUGAAGCCACCCUCACUAAUGGGGGCGUCUCGUCAUUUAAGAAAGAGAUCGAUAAGCCAUUCUCCCAGCCCUGGGCCGACAUCGAGACGGUCACGUUCCCGAGAUAGAGAUAGUCGUCGUAGGAAAAGUAGUAAGGAGCGUGAUCACCACCACGAAAGGUCGAGUCGACGCGAUGAUAAGAGACGAAGUAGGUCACCACCUCAUAGCAGUAGUAGUCGCGGCAGAAAGUCUCGCUCUCCCGGAAGGGGGAGACGAAUUAGUCGUUCCAAAUCCCCAAUUGUCCUCAUACGCAGAAGUAUUUCUCCUCCCCAUCCAAAACAUUCGUCGUCGUCAUCAUCAAAACGGCACGAAAAAUCGCCCAGAAUUUCAUCCAAGGAGAAAAAUAAGGACGGAAAAAGUCUGAGCAGGAGUAAAUCGCCUCCCACACAUCACAAGGACAGCAGAUGGACGACAACAAUUCGUAAAUAUAGUACAAGCAAGUCAAAGUCGCGAAGUGUGAGCCCCCCACCACCCGUUGUGAAACUCUCCUCCUCCACUAAGCGUGUCUCUUUGUCGAGAAGCAAAUCAAGAUCAAAAUCGCCCCUACCUCCAACUCCACAAAAAAAGUCAUCCCGGAAAUCUCGUUCCAAAUCCAAAAGCCCAAAAUCAUCGAAAAGUAAGGACAAGAGUAGCAAAAGCCGGUCCAAGAAAUCCAAGCGAUCUCGCUCUCGCGACAGGGAAGAGAAGAAGCGUCGCGACGAAAGCAAAGAACGUCGGAAGGAGGCGGAACGUAUAGAAAUGGAGAGGAAAGCGGUGGAAAAGGAGUUGGAUAAGGUUCGUUUGGUGAGAAUGCCGACUGAUUGGACGGAAUAUUUCAAGUUCCAAUAUACACCACAUCAUAUUAAAGACCUACAUUUGAGGUUGAUGGCGGCCAAUGCGGAGAAAAAGACAUCUCGUGUCAAGACUCACAAAAGCUCAGACUCUGAAUCGAGAUCGACCUCCCCCUCGCCAAACCGUACCACUGAUUUUAGUAAAGCAUUAACUAAACCACCCGUGGGCAGUCCCACAUUUUAUCUCAAUACUGGCACGGCCUACCCAGUCUUUCUCGUCCAGCGGACCAAGCAUCCUCCUCCCAUCUCCUUCGGUGUGAAUCCUCACUCCUUUGCGGGUUAUUAUAAAACUAGGAAGGAUAUUCUGGAAGUUGAGGAUCCAGAAAUUUGUGCCAUUAUGAGCGAAAUUUUCAAAGCGAUGCCAUCUCCUCCUCCAACCAAGAAGGAAUCUACAUCAAAAUCGACUAAGCAGGAAUGGUUUGCUGCGACGGAAGCGGCAUUCUGUCCUCCGGAGGGCAAGAAACCUCGCGGCGUGACAAUGUCCCACUUGUAUUCGGACGAAGAACUAGAGGACGACUCUUCUCCAUCAACUAGACGACCUCCAGACACUCCGUCACCGAUUCGUACUACUACCACGACGAGUAAACCUGCGCGAAAACCUUCUCCAGAAAUUAAAAAGAAAGUGGAAAUGGAAUCAUCCGAAGAGCCAGAACACGAUUCGCUCGACUCUGCUCCAUCCCCCCUCUUGAAGAAGAGAUAUAUAGAACCCAGCCCGGUGAGACCUGUGGGGAAGAAAGUUUCUGAAAAACGGGCCAGUGGUGGUGGUGGUGCCGACGAGAGGCCACGAGGACGGGCUCGCAGCAGUAGUGAAGAGAGUGAUAAUAGUGCUAAAAUUCGCCCAAAAGCGAAGGGCGUUGUAAAAGGAAAAGUGAAAUCGCCCGAGUCUGACGUUUAUGAAAUGGACACGGAAGAAUUUCCCAUCGAGAAGGAGGAUCAUCAUCCACCCGUCGUGGUCAACUUGCCUCCCGUUCAUCCAGUGGUGGCAAAAUCGGAAGGAAAGACGAAGGAGAAAAAGGUCAAGAAACAGAAGAAGACAAAGAAGAAGAAGAGUAAGAAACAUUCAAGCGAUGACGACAGUUCUAAUGACGACGAUGACGAUAAAGAUGUCAAGAAGAGUGCAAAGAAAGUGAGUGAAGUGAAAGUAGAUUCUUCUUCAAGAGUGAAAGUUGUGGGUGAGAAAGACAAAGAAAAACGAGAAAGUCGGCAUCGAAAAAAGUCAAAGUCUGACAAAGACAAGAAACGUAAGCAUUCCGAGGAUUCUGAAAGUGGUGGAAAUACUUCAUCCUCUGCGAUUGAGAUUUUAGAGGUGAUCAGACAAGAUGCUAAACAAGAGAGGAAAAAGAUCAAAAUCAUCCCACCGACGGAGCUGCGUUUCGUGCCUGACAUUGUCGUCCUUCCUGUUCCUACUCCUCCCGUGGCUUCUUCUGCUAGUAAGAUAAGUAGUAAAGAUAAGGUCAAGACUGAUAAACCUGUUAAGCUCAUCCCCCCAACCCCAGAGAAAGAGAAGGAUAUCGUCAAGGUGGAGAAAGAUGACAGGAAAAAAGCAAAGAAAUCAAAACACCAACGUGGCGAAGACCCAGCCAUUGCAGCGACAAAGUCAUCAAAAUCAUCCUCUAAACACAAACGAAAACACGACUCGAAAAAGAACAAAGGUCGCUCGCCCUCCAGUUCUUCAAACAGCUCGGAUUCUGAGGAGGAUUCUUCAUCAUCUUCCUCCUCCUCUUCUGAUGAUGAUGAUGCCCACCACUCCUCCAACUCUGACACUUCUACCGACAAGAAGAAAAAACAACUCAUCCGCCGUGCGGAAAGGAAACAGCAAAAGAAAGAUAAGCGCAAACUUGUCAAAAAAUUGUCAUCAUCAUCAAAGAAUAAACGUAGUAAGAGCACAAGUUCCGGUUCGGACGGGGAAACGGACGAGAAAUUAAAAGAAAAGCAGAAAAAAGAUAAAAAGGACGACAAGGACAAAGAUAAGAAAGAUAAAGACAAUGACCAUGAUAAGCGUGGCGGCGGUGGUGGAGGAAGUCGAAGAGACGAUCGUGGAGGUGACCGAGGCGGUGGUGCAAGUGGGGACAGAAAUCGUCACAGGAGAGAUAGUGAUCGCGGCCGCGAUAGGAAAAGUGAUCGAGACCGAGAUCACAAAUCUGGAGGUGGGAGUCGAAGUCGACACGAUUCCGACAGAGGAGGAGGAGGCCGACGUCGUGACGGAUUUCAUUUCGAGGACGAAGAUUGGGAAGAGUACUCCCUCCCCGAACUUGUCCUCAAAACACACAACAUUGUUAAAGACGAGACCUUCAUUGUGCACAACAUGAAAGAGAAAGUUGACCCCGAUCAGCAGCAAACAAUGGUUGCGCACAAUAUCCUUACACAAUUCGACAACGAUCCUUUCCUCCAAUCUGUUCUGCAAAAUAAGGAUAAGGAUUUGAGUGCAGAAGCCCUCUUAAAAAAUAUUAUCGACGCUAAUAAAAGUGACGAUCAUUUUUCCGUCAGCACAUCCGGGAUUGGGUCUUCUAAUUGGAGUGACGAUUCCGAAGAUGACGGGGCGAGGAUUACGACCACAUCAAGCAUUAAACUGGAGGAAAAUAUUGAGGUGAAGAAAAUAGAAGAAAUUGACAAAUCCACGAUUAAUGCUGCUUCUCCUUCACUCGCCUCCAUUCUUAAAGAAGACUUGACAAAGUUUGACAUGUCCGACCUUCUCAAGAAAGCAGCCAGUCAAGCUGGUGAACGUCCACCCAUUUUCGAACCACUUGCGACUUCUGCCGGCGAGAAACUUUUCCUUGUCGACUCUGCCUCCACUGAUUCAGAUUCGAGCGACUCUGGGGACGAUUCGUCAUCUUCAACAUCAACGUCGUCCUCGUCGUCAUCGAGUUCUUCAAGUUCCUCAGAAGCUAGUGGAGAAGGAGAGAAAAAAGUUGUUCCUCCCACUGGUGGCGAAGCUGUUCCCCCGAGUACAAAUUCUUUUGACGAUGUCAUGUCUCAAAUUGCAGCCGAAAGUAAAUCAACGGACGAAAUACUGACAAAAGUUACUUCUGGAGAAUUCAAUAAACCUGGCAGCGUCGUCUCAAUGGAGGAGGAUAAACGAAAAGGAAGUAGUGGUGACAAGGCGGGCGCCUCAAACAUCAGCAUUAAUAGGGACCGUCGACCAAGAGACGAUUCUAGGGAUAGUCGUCACCGUUACAAUUCACCCCCCAGUUUGUCAUCCCGGUACGAUCGCUACCGGUCAUCAUCAUCAUCUUCGCACCGGUAUCGUGAAGACGAACGAGUCGAACGUGACCCCCGCGCCAGAGAAAUGCUUCAUCGAGACGACCGGCGUCGAGGGAGACGACACCACCGGUCUCGUUCCUACAGUAGAUCAAGAUCUCGAAGUGGGUCAAGGUCGAGGUCAAGAUCACCCACUACCGGGUUACGUUAUCGUCGUUCCCGUCCCACUGAGAGAUCGUCGUCCAAGUAUCACGACGACUAUCGAGAUCGAGAUCGAGGCGAGGAUCGGGAAGGGAGGCGGUAUUACGGACCGGAAAAGGAAGGCGGCGAAGGCGAAGCAGUUCUUCGUGAUCGUGAACGAUACUAUUCAAAGGAGCGAGGAGGACGAUAUGAUGACCGCGACAGAGAUUUUAAAGAUCGCCGCGACCAUCGUGACUGGGGCGAAUAUCCGGAUGAUGAUUAUCACAGUAAGCAUCACCACUAUCAUAAUAACCAUCGCUAUCAUCAUCACCACCACCACGGAGGUCACCACGAUGGACCCCUUGACCAGCAGUACUCCUCUCCUCCGCUACAAUCCAAUGUUGCCGACUCUACAAUUAGUGACGCCGAGUUGGCCGCUAACAACCAGAUGGGUCUCAUAAUGCCACAAUUUCCUGCAAAUGAAAGUCAUCAUUUCGUCGAAGUUGGGAAAUCAUUCCCGCCCAUGUUCCAGUAUCCUAUGCCGUUUCCGCCGCCACCCAUGGCGGCCGGUCAAGGAGGAGAGGGUCACGUGCCGCUAGACUAUGAUCUCUCUGGACUUGGGGAUGGACUUGGUGGUACUUCCUCUUAUGGGGACAGUUCACCGCCGAGACGACUCUCGCUAGACGAAAGGCUCGAGAGGGAAAUGGGAAUCAAAAUGGACCGUCCUAAGAUCCCGUUGGCUCCGGCUUUUAGUCCACACGGUCCAUAUUAUCAGGGCAGCCAAUUUCAACCAAGUGGUAGUCAGAGGUCAAACCUAAUUCCUAUCGUGGAUCCAGCCGCUUCCAUAUUUCCCCCGUAUUGGAAAGAAGCCAAGGCCCCAGCGCCGGUCAACCCUCUCGCCGAGUUGGCAUCAAACUUGUCCAUCCACCAACAGCGACAGCAGUGUCAAAUCGUUCAGAAAGGAAACGUCCUCCAAGUUAUGCCCACCGCCAUUCCGAACGGCUCCUUCACCAUCCACGCCAGAGUCGAGGUCACUUCUAACAAUGGAGAUGAAAUGGGAUCUGUUGCUGCCAAACGGGUGGUCAUCAUUAAAGUCCCCGUCGUUCCAUUCGCCAUGCCUGUAGCACUUCCUCCAACGGAAGAAUCCCUUGCUCCACCUCCUCAACAUCGAAUCAAAAAGAAGCGAAAGUCCAAGAAACUCAAGAAAAGUGUCGUUAUUGAGGAAAAACCGGAAAUAAUAACGGAAACAACGACACCACUGGAGACAAAAACUGGAAAUGAGGACUUGAAAAAUGACGACAAAAUUACCAAGGAACUCGUGGCUUCAUCGCCAAAUAACAAUUAUGCAGAGGGGACGAGCGGAGUGGAUAAAGUGCAAGGCCAAGAAGACGGUGAAAUCAAGAAGAAUGAUGUUGAAAGCAUGCAUGUUGAAGAAGGUGAAAGUGGUGCUGGCUCGUCGAGUAGUGUGGAUGAAGAGGAGAAAUCCGAGAAAUUGAGCUCUUCCGUCGUGCCUGCAGAUUGUCCUGAUGCUACCACCACCACCACUGCUAUAGCAGAAAGUGAGAAGAAAGAGGAACAACACGAUGAUAAAUCUUCACCCCCUUCUUCCGACCAAGUCAAAGAUGUUCUUGGCCUUGUUACUACUCCUCCUAAUGAGGAGGUGGGUGGAGUGGAACCGUCUCCACCCACGGAUGAGGAUGAGAUACCAUUAGAAGAACAAAAGUCAUUCACUGUGAUAUUUCCACUUCCUGAGGCAGGAAAGGGAAUCUUGGUUUCGGCCGGGUUCAGAAAUAAGAUAAUCGAUGGGCCUAAAAAGACUCGAAAAGGUGUCAAAUUCGCUGAUGGGGUGAAUCCCGGUUACGGCACGGAAUCCUCUGAUGGAGAAGAGAUGCGCUCUCCUCCACCCCCUUCGAUCAUCGAAAUGGAAAAACUCAAGCUCAAAAAGCUCAAGAGAAAGCGAGACCGGGCGAAACGGAAACGGAUCGCGAAGGAGAAAGCAGCCGCUGAAAUUGAUCCCAACUUCGUUCCGCCUCAACCAAGUGCCCCAUUUCCCUUCUGUCAUCCGGGAAUACUUUACCAAGUCUGUCCCCAAUAUGCCGUUCUCUACGCUCAAGCUCUUGCCGAAAAAGGAUUUGAAAUCGUGUUCGAAGGUACACAUCAAAUCGACCAGCUUCCCGGAAGUGUUCCCAUCGAAUGUCCUCCUCCUUCUGGUGACAAUAAUGAUGUAAAAUUAGACGAAAAAAAUAAUCACCCCAAAUCUGAUAUUGAUACUUCUUCCUCGUCAUCAUCAUCUUCCAUCACGACCAUCGUGCAAGUGCACAAACCCACCAUCAACGCGACUAUUGAUGCUUCAAUCAUCCUCGACCUACAAUACCUCCAACCCAUCGGAAACCCUAACCUAAUCCAAAUCACGGACAGUUUCGAACCCUCUAGUAAACCAAAUGUGCUACAACCACCCCCAUCAACCCCACCACUAAACAUCAUCACAACUCUGCCUCCAAGCUUGUCAUCUCCCGUGAAAAUAAGGUUCCCUUCUAGUAAAACUUCGCCACCACCACCACCACCAAACUUCAUCCUUCCUAGAACGAUGACAACUACGCCGCCACGAACUCCUCCCGUUUCUAGUACACCAUCACCAUCACCCACCAAAGAAACGGCAGGGUCGCCCAUACCGAUUCUAAUUCGGAGAGCCAACCUCAGCCCACCGCCUGUGUUCCCGAGUGCGCUCGCAGAAACUGAUUUGGAAGGAAAUGCAUUAAAUUGACCAAUUAUUGUGUGCAUAGGAUAACACCAUUUUCUCUUCAUUUCUGUCCUAUAUUGUUCUUUUUUCUUUAAAUGUUUCCAAUUUUAGUUAGUUGCCCGUCGCAUUAAACACGAAUUUAUAGGAACGAUAUGUUAUACAUAUACAUACAUCACACUUAACUAUGUAUUAUAAUAUGCAAUUUGAUAUUGGAAAAUAAAUUUGUAGCAGUGAUGAACUUGAA